UUCGAAAGAAUCGAAUCAUUAAAGUCUUCAACGGCCAUUUCAGAAGUAGCAAGAUAAACAAUCCAGACAAGUGAAAAACUAAUAUGGGGAAGUUAAUUGUACUCUCGGUUUUGGUUGCAGCUGUAGCAGUACUUGUUGGAGAACGAUUUUUUGCGCUAAGAAAUAUAACAUUGUCUUAUAGAGAACUCACCCAGAACCACCUCCCUAAUUGUGAACUGAUAAAAGGAAUAGAGAUGGGAGCAGAGGACAUCACUAUACUUGAAGAUGGACUGGCCAUCAUAAGCGCUGGUCUGAAGUACCCAGGUAUGCCUCGUUAUUCAGACGCGCCUGGAAAGAUCUAUGUGCUGAACCUGCCCUCUGGAGGAGAUCUUACAGAACUCCAUAUCAAAGGAGACUUUGAUGCAGCUUCUUUUGGCCCACAUGGAAUCAGUCUGUAUACUGAUGAAGAAGAUGGCUCUCGAUAUUUAUUUGUGGUGAAUCAUCCACAUAAAAACAGCCAGGUUGAGAUAUUUCAGUACGUCAAAGAGGAAAACACUCUAGUGCACGUGAAGACUAUAAAGCACGAGUUGCUGCAUAAUGUGAAUGACAUUGUAGCUGUUGGAGUGGAAAAUUUCUACGCCACUAAUGAUCACUACUUCACCACCGAUUACCUGAAGCCUCUGGAAAUGCUGCUCUCUCUGUUCUGGUGUGAUGUGGUGUAUUACAGUCCUGAAGCAGUUCAUGUUGCGGCAGGAGGACUUUUCAGUGCCAAUGGCAUCAACAUCUCCCCUGACAAAAAGCAUUUGUAUGUGUCAGAUUUAAUGAAUCACACAAUUGUUGUGCUGAACAUCCAGAAAGACAACACACUAUCCCGUGUGAAGGAAGUUGAUGUAGGCUCCCUCUGUGAUAAUAUCGAAGUGGAGAGUAAAACUGGAGACUUGUGGAUGGGUUGCCACCCAAAUGGAGGCAGAAUUAUUCUAAAUGAUCCAAAUAAUCCACCUGGCUCCGAGGUCAUUCGUAUACAAAAUAUCCACUCUGAAGAACCAGUGGUGACUCAGGUGUACGCUGAUAAUGGCAGCGUGCUCCUAGGAUCUUCAGUGGCUACACCGUGCAAUGGGAAGCUCCUUAUAGGAAGCGUUUUCCACAAAGCCCUAAUGUGUGACCUUGAGUAGAACAUCCACUUAAACAUCAAACACUGCUCUGCAUGACUACAGUGCCUAACAGAUGAAAGGAAAAAAAUUAAAGGAAAAAAGAAAUAAAGUAACAACUUCAAUAUGUCUCUGGAACUUUACUGGAGGGAUGGACAUCAUUCUUCCCAAAGAUAUUCUCUCAGUUGGUGUUUUGGUGGCUGUCUAACAGGUUGCUGUCUAACAAGUGUGCAGUUGGGUUACGGGGCAUUGUCAUCCUGUACGAGAUCGCUCCUAUCAUUUUUUUUCCUUCGAUUUGUCACCCAUUUGUGGGUGUUUCCUAUAUCAAGAAAUGUGAUAUCACAGUAUCGGGUAUAAUCUCUACUGAAUUCUCACAGACGUUUCCUACAAGAAAUUCAGGUUUUGUCAUGCCAUUCAUGUAUAUAUUUUCAGUAGGCCUGUUGCUAUAUACAGUACAGUAUAGUCUAUAUACAUACAUAAAUGCAUAUAGUAUUAAAGAGCAGUGUUCACAACUACAGUAUCAGUGCACAUCACUACACAUUUCUUGACAAAGCACUACUAAUUACACACACUGCACAGUUUGAAGAAAACUGUGGUAUAAUUGUGUGAAUAACUUGACAAUGUAAACAAUUAUAAAUAAAUAAAUAAAUAUAUUAUAAAUAAAUAGCAAAAUACCAAGAAUGUUGCAGCAUGUAAAAGAUUUUGCAUAGAAUUAUUGAAGUAUUACAAUAUUGCAAGUUUAAAAAACCAAAAUGACAUUAAUAUUAACUGGACAGUUCAUAUUGGCUCAACUUGCUUUCUAUCCAGUGUUCCCUGGAUAGACUCUGGAUCCAAGACUACCCUGAAUGCACUUAAUGUAGAUGAAUGAAUGAAUGAAAGAAAAAGGGUCAUUUUAAAAUAGUAUUGUGUUAUACAUUUAUGAAUUAAAAAUGAAUUGAGUUAUAAAAAUAUUAGUUAUUUCAAAAUUAAGCGAAAAUAAAACUAUUCCUCAAAAAACUCAAUGUAACAAUACAAAUACACAGCUAAAUAGAUGCACAAAGGCACUGAGGUUUCUAAAUUCAUUUCUAAUGAAUAUUUUGUAUACUUUUCAUUUUGAGCUAUUGCCAGGUUUGCCUAAGUAAUGUGAAGGUGCUAAAAGACAGAUAUAGAAUAUUAAGUAAAAUUGAGCUUAAAUACAGUGAUGGUACAAAGGCUUUGCCAAUUGAGAUUAAGUGAGGAACACAGCUUCUGUACAGGUUCAGUAGUGUGGGUAAUUCUAGAAUUUACUAAUUUGAAUGUUUUUUCCUACCAAGUUAUAAGAUAUGCUGAUUGUAGAAUAUUGAUUGUGUUGAAUAUACAGUUGGGAAUAUUGAUUGUAGUCACUGCGUUUUGUUUGUGUGACUUUACAACUGACACUGUGAAUUUUUUUUUCUUUGUACUAUGAACUCUUUUAAGAGGUUCAAAUAUGUUCCACAGUGCUAUGUUUAAAUAAACAGUCAUGACCAUUUGCCUCUUUGA
Messenger RNA from Ictalurus punctatus (channel catfish), 2624 nucleotides. Its product is annotated as serum paraoxonase/arylesterase 2. The transcript has 9 exons. Gene Ontology annotation, molecular function: arylesterase activity. The coding region runs from base 84 to 1151 and encodes 355 amino acids. Lineage: Eukaryota; Metazoa; Chordata; Actinopteri; Siluriformes; Ictaluridae. The record is from RefSeq and is a predicted model, not a curated record.